AAGGCUUUUGCUCUGAGGGUGAAAAACGGUUCCGUUGGCAGGUUAUUGUUGAUGCUCUGACUACUGUGAUUUUUUUUACAGCCGUCCAUUUCAGCAUAUAGAUAGACAAAUAUGUAAAAUAUCAUUGCAGGUGGUCGUACAUCUGUUUAAUUGUCAGUCAGCACUAGCUGACAGGCUGGCAGGGCGUGUCUUCGUGCUUUUGUGAGGAAAUUCAAAGCUGCUUAACCUAACUAGCUAGUUUAGUUGAGCUGAGAGCUGAGAGAGCCGGUUUGUUUACCUCUAUGUGAAGCUUGAAGCGCUGCUACAGCGGUGGAUUAGACAGGUUGUGGAGCUGAAGGGAGAUGGGGUCCCUUGGUAGCCGCUUCCAGGCUGCUCCCCGAAGCCCCGAGCCAGUGGUGGAAGGCCACUGUGUGGGAAACAGGCAUGGCUGCGAGUGUAAAAAGAGGAAAAGAGCAGCACAUUGUGAGUGUGACAGCGAACCAGAGGAGGAGGACAGCCUGCUGGACACACCACGCAGGAAGAAGUUGAAAAGCACUUCUAAGUACAUCUACCAGACCCUUUUUCUGAAUGGAGAAAACAGCGACAUCCGUAUCUGUGCACUGGGCCAAGAGUGGAACCUACACAAAGUUUACUUGUGUCAGUCAGGGUAUUUCUCCAGCAUGUUCAGCGGCUCCUGGAAAGAGUCUAAUAUGAUGGUCAUUGAAUUAGAGAUCCCAGACCAGAAUAUUGAUACAGAAGCUCUGCAGGUGGUGUUUGGCUCUCUCUACAGAGACGAUGUACUGAUCAAACCCAGCAGAGUCGUCAGUAUCCUGGCUGCUGCCUGCAUGCUUCAGCUGGACGGACUGAUCCAACAGUGUGGAGAAACAAUGAAGGAAAACGUCAGUGUUAAAACUGUGUGUGGCUACUAUGCUGCUGCUAACAUGUAUGGCCUGGACUCCGUCAUGAAGAAGUGUUUGGAGUGGCUUCUCAAUAAUCUGAUGACCCAUCAGAACGUGGACCUAAUGAAGGAACUGGGGGUUGAAGUCAUUGAGCAGCUGAUUCAGUCGUCCGACCUGUUCGUCAUGCAAGUGGAGAUGGAUGUCUACACUGCUCUGAAGAAGUGGAUGUUUCUGCAGCUCAAUCCGUCCUGGGAUGGCCCCAUAAAGCAGCUCCUCGUUGAUGCGGACUCGUGGCUCUGCAAAAGAAGAAAUGAGCUAGGGGAAGAUGAGCCAUUUUUGUGCACAGAGCAGGGGCUGCCCUUCACCCCUGUCUUCAGACACGUUCGCCUGCAGUACAUCAUCAACGACCUUGCCUCUGCCCGCAUCCUCGAACGGGACAAUAUCAUUCCACCCGAUUGGUUGUCCAGUAUAUAUAAGCAGCAGUGGUUUGCCAUGCUGAGAACAGAACACGACAAUGACAACGGACCUCAAGAGGCCAAUAAGGAGGAAUUUGAGCGGAACAGCAUGCGCUGCGGCCGAAAACUGAAUAAAGAUGGAGAUUACUGCUGGAGAUGGACCGGCUUUAAUUACGGUUUUGAUCUGCUGGUCACCUACACCAACCGCUUCAUCGUCUUCAAAAGGAAUACCCUCAGCCAGCCAUGUGGGGGCGCUGUCAGCCUACAGCCACGACGACACCUUGCAUUCAGGUUACGGCUUGCUUCGUUUGACAGCAGUGGUAAGCUGAUUUGUAGUCGUUCUACAGGCUACCAGCUCCUGACUCUGGAGAAGGACCAGGAGUACGUGGUGAUGAACCUGGACAGCCGUCUCUUGUCCUUCCCGCUGUACGUGUGCUGUAACUUCCUGUACACCUCGCCCACCUCAGAGCGCCGGGCCGACGCAGGAGAACCAGAAAGCAGCGCUCGCACUGUGUCGUGAUUGAGCAGCCAGUGACCUCCAUCUUCAUCCUGUGACAUCACUUCCCACCAGCCCACCCAGCAGCCCGGCCUUGAAGAAGCCUCCCUCCUUUUUACCAUCCGAUUUAUACACCUUUUUUUUAAGUGUAUAUUAUUUGUAUGUUUUUUUAUUGUUUUAUUUCACUCCUCUAUUUAUUUCUGAAUGGUAGAGUGAGAUUUUUUUAUGAUUUUGCUGUAAUUAUCCACAGAACAAAUCAACAGUGAGUGUAUGUUUUGGUCGUGUUUUGUCAUCAUUUGUUAAGGCCUGUCUGGCUUUUUGUAAGUUUAUAAUUUUGUUUUGUGUGAAAGUUAAUAUUUUGUAAGUUCUUUUUAUGUAUAUUCUUGUUUUACUGUAUACUGUUCUGUUUUUUGUCAUGCAUUUCCUGUUUAUUCAGUGUUUUGUACUCUUUAACAGAACUGGUGCUGGCUUUUUAAAAGGUCGUCUUGUUUUGUACCAGUGUUUGCCAGUGCAGCUCCAUUUCAGGAGCAAAACUGACUGUAUUGGUUUUUGGGCAUUUCAUAUUCUCCAUGAUUCCAUAGCUGUAGUAUAUUAGAUUUGGGAUAUUUAUACAUCAUAAAGAUGACUUGCAUUUUGGACCAAAAUGACAUGGAAUAGAAAUAAAAUGGCACAGAAGAGAGA
Messenger RNA from Colossoma macropomum (tambaqui), 2510 nucleotides. It is a transcript of the gene gmcl1, whose product is annotated as germ cell-less, spermatogenesis associated. The transcript is spliced from 15 exons. Gene Ontology annotation, biological process: germ cell development. Bases 342 to 1853 code for a protein of 503 amino acids. Gene Ontology annotation, molecular function: protein binding. Lineage: Eukaryota; Metazoa; Chordata; Actinopteri; Characiformes; Serrasalmidae. The record is from RefSeq and is a predicted model, not a curated record.